Mauremys reevesii (Reeves's turtle) is the source of this 3364-nucleotide messenger RNA. RefSeq names its product bleomycin hydrolase (gene BLMH). Gene Ontology annotation, molecular function: cysteine-type aminopeptidase activity. The record is from RefSeq and is a predicted model, not a curated record. Gene Ontology annotation, cellular component: cytoplasm. Gene Ontology annotation, biological process: proteolysis; response to toxic substance; L-homocysteine catabolic process. NCBI's taxonomy places the organism in Eukaryota, Metazoa, Chordata, Testudines, Geoemydidae. The transcript has 12 exons. The coding region runs from base 143 to 1510 and encodes 455 amino acids.
GGAAUGUCCCUCUCCUCGCGCCGUCAUCCCGCCCCCUCGCCGGCUUUGGCUGCACUUCCUGCUUCCGGUGCCGGGGCUAUAAGAGCCGCUUCUGUCCCGCGGGCCGGUCCGCUUCUGCCUGGAACCUGCCGCCGAUCCUGCCAUGAACGCCCCGGGGCUCAGCUUGGAAAAGAUAGCGGCUUUCACCAAAAAACUGGAGUCAGAGCCGCAGUUCUUGCUUGCUCGAAAUGUUGCAACCACCAGUGACCCACUGGAGGUGUGUCUCGCCCGGCAAGUGGUGCAGGAGACGGUGAACGUGUUCCAGCAUACGGUGCCUGUCGAAGGCAAGCCAGUCACUAACCAGAAAAACUCAGGGAGAUGCUGGAUCUUCUCAUGUCUGAAUGUGAUGCGUCUUCCUGUCAUGAAGAAGUUUAACAUUGAAGAGUUUGAGUUUAGCCAAGCAUAUAUCUUCUACUGGGAUAAGAUCGAACGCUGCUACUAUUUUUUAAAUGCCUUUAUGGAAACGGCUCAGAAAAAUGAGCCUGUAGAAGACAGACUGACACAGUUCCUGCUUUCCAACCCCAGCAAUGAUGGAGGACAGUGGGAUAUGCUGGUUAAUAUUAUUGAAAAACAUGGUGUUAUCCCCAAGAAAAACUUCCCUGAAUCUCACACCACAGAGGCCUCCAGGAGGAUGAAUGAGAUUUUGAAUCAUAAGAUGAGGGAGUACUGUGUGCGGCUAAGAAACAUGGUAGCAAGUGGGUCAACUAAGGAAGAACUCACUGCUGCAAAGGACACUAUGAUAGAGGAGGUAUUCAGAAUAGUGAGCACCUGUUUGGGGAACCCUCCUGAGACCUUCUCCUGGGAGUUCCGAGAUAAGGAGAAGAACUACCACAAGAUUGGCCCUGUGACACCACUGCAGUUCUAUCAGGAACACAUCAAACCCCUCUUCAACAUGGAAGACAAGAUUUGUCUAGUGAAUGAUCCUCGACCUCAGAACCAGUACAACAAGCUAUACACGGUAGCAUACCUAGGCAACCUGGUGGGAGGAAGAAAAACACUCUACAACAACCAGCCUGUUGAUGUGUUGAAGAAGCUGGCUGCAGCUUCUAUUAAAGAUGGCGAGGCUGUGUGGUUCGGCUGCGAUGUUGGAAAAUACUUCCAUAGCAAGCUGGGCAUCAUUGAUCUGAAUGUGUUUGAUCAUGAGCUGGUGUUUGGUGUCUCCGUCAAGAACAUGAACAAAGCAGAACGAUUAAUCUUUGGAGAAUCAACGAUGACCCAUGCCAUGGUCCUCACUGCGUUCACGGAGAAGGAUGGGCAAGAAGGAUCAUUUGAGAAAUGGAAGGUGGAGAACUCCUGGGGUGAAGACCGUGGUAUUAAAGGUUACCUGAUCAUGUCUGACGACUGGUUUUCUGAGUAUGUUUAUGAAGUGGUGGUGGAUAAGAAGCAUGUGCCAGAAGACAUCUUAGCAGUGAUGCAGCAGGAACCCAUUGUCUUGCCAGCGUGGGACCCUAUGGGUGCAUUAGCCAAGUGAACUGCACAGUACCUGCCUCCUAAUGGUCAACCAGAAGUAGAUGUGAUAGAGAAUCCCAGAGACUGGAAGCCAUAGCCAAACGAUGAGACCAAGCACACAGCUUGGUCCAUAGUCUUUAAACGUAUGUGAAGGAUCUUUUGGGGAAAUAGCGCUUUACUGAAUGGCCGAAUAAAAAAGCUGUCGGGCUAUUCUGCGUGCGUAUGUGCACAAAAUUUACUCACCUCAUCAUGAUACUGUAUAAUAAGUGCUUUCAAUGUCAGUUUGAGUUUUUACCUUUUUUAAUAAUGAACAUAACUCUGUAAAACUGUUUUGACCAGUGCUUUCCAUAGGUGAGGGGGUUGUAGGUGGCCACAUUUUAGGCUAACUAGUUGAGUGAUAUUAGGAAAAGUACAGCAAAAUGUUUAUAAGAAAUCUUUCAUAUUUUUAUUUGUACUAUAAAAGUGUCCAGAUUCAGUAUUGGCUUAAUUUUGUUUCUAGGGAGCUAUUCACAUUUUUGGUUUUCUGCAUAAUAGGAGUUGGUCUUGAGGAGGUAGGUGUAUAGAGUUCCAUUUUCUUCUAGUAAUUUUUCCAAAACUGUUUCUUAUUCCAGCAGCAUUGAGCCUUUGUACUUAGGAAAGAGCAGAAAGCAAGUCAGUCUAUCGAAGUAUGACAGACUGAUUCUGGUGUGUGUUAAUCUGGACUCACACAAGGGUUCUUUUUCAAUAAGAUUAGCAAGGACAGCCAUAAUAAAUAUGAUCACAGGCAAAGUUAAAGAAUAUGGUACUCGAGCACAGUGGUCUCCAAACUUUUUUGGUCACGCACCCCAUUCAGUAAAAAAAAUUUUGGAGCAUGCACCCCCGCUUGAACUGUCGAAGCAGCGCUGCUCUGGCAGCGCUCCUCCUGCCCCGCAUCCCGAAGGAUCCUCUUGCACACCCCCAACUUUGGAGACCACUGCUCUAGCAAAACUGGGUUUUUAAUUACUGCAUUUUAUUUGGACAUCUUCAACUAGAUGGUGCUAUGACGCUUUUAAAUAAAACACUUUCUGGAGUUAUGGGUAGAGCUGUUUUCUUUUAUAAAUUAGCUACAUGUAACUUCAUUGAAUGGGAAAGAUGCUAAUGACCCAUAAACAACUCUUGGGGAGCCAAAACAUUAGCAGUUCAACAAGCCAUGUUGCUUUAUCUUCUCCAUAGUAGACACAAAGGCUCUCCACCCACACUGUGUACAGAGUAUGACAUUCACACUACAGGCGCUUAAAUACCAAGGUGAUGAGCAGUGUAAAUGCUUGGAUCCAAAUCAAGCCAAGCUGUUAAACUGCCUACCAUGACCUCUGUGGCAAUGACUUGUGUGGUUCUGUAUGGAGCCUUUACUCACUGGGGAAGGGAAAAAGGUGGGGUUGGACAAAGUGAAGAGAUUAUUGACAGAAUAGUCUACUAACUUAUAGGUAAAACAGUGCUGGCCUACAAACAAGCAAUGAAUGGGAUUCUUGGGGUUCUAAAUUCAGCUUCUGUUACUGAUGUACUUUCAUCAAAAAGUAUCUUUUUCACCUCUAGUAAGGCCCAUUAAAAAUUCAUGGUGUAAAGAGAAGUAAAAGACUUGGCUGCAAACAGAAUUGCUUACAACCUUUCCUUCUGAUAGUAUUAGUCACCAACAGAAAUUUGAAGCUAGUACAUAAGCAUUCCACUGCAUAUGUUCUCAGAUUUCAAACACACACUGCUUGAAUAUCCUCCAGAAUUACCUCUGGAAAAAUGGAUUGUCCUUGAUUUCUACAAGAAAGAUCUGUGGAAGCCUGCAUUUUACAGCAGAUACAAGGUGGUCUCUGUUUUGCUUCAUGUUUAUAAAGCACAUUCAUCUGUGCUUGUCCAAACCCCACCCAUA